Messenger RNA from Suillus bovinus, 621 nucleotides. RefSeq lists its product as uncharacterized. NCBI's taxonomy places the organism in Eukaryota, Fungi, Basidiomycota, Agaricomycetes, Boletales, Suillaceae. The record is from RefSeq and is a predicted model, not a curated record. The transcript is spliced from 7 exons. Bases 67 to 621 code for a protein of 184 amino acids.
ACAAACUUGAAACGCGCGUCAAAUUACAAGUUCGAGUCCAGAUAGACGCGCUUGUGAUUAUCCAAGAUGCCCGGAAGACCCGUGUCGUCAGGUAGACCUCCUUCUGCAUCACUAUCGGGAGACGAAGGAGACAUAGACUUCAAGCCCUCUCAAGGUAGCAGCGAAGACCAUAGCAACGAAUCUCUAAGAACGUUCGCGGUCAUCACAGCAGAGUUCAAAGCGACAUGGGAGAAAAAGCUGAGAGGACGCGACAAUAAGAUGAUACAGACAACAGAAAAGGAACUCCACCUUGAUCUCCAGAAUAAGGAAACCGAGAUCGCCAACGUCAUGAAGGACUAUGUAGGACAUCCCGUCAGGGCGCAUAUAUCACUGGAGACCCUCCAUCAGGAUUUCCUCGAAAAAUAUGCCAUUCUAGAAGACAGGAAACGCAAAAUUACAGCUGCGAUUGCUGAAGCACAGGAAGAGCUCAUACCGCUCGCGGUCAAACGCCACCAAGCGACCAUCAGCAUUGGACACGAAGUUGAGAACGGCCAACUAGAAGGGAUGGCCCUCAUCAAAGGAGCUUGCCAGUCCACCCGGGACAUUGCCCAGGAGCUUGGGACGUUGCACUUCGAUUGCUGA